Hippopotamus amphibius kiboko is the source of this 6855-nucleotide messenger RNA. RefSeq names its product CHM like Rab escort protein (gene CHML). The coding region runs from base 276 to 2231 and encodes 651 amino acids. The transcript has a single exon. Gene Ontology annotation, cellular component: Rab-protein geranylgeranyltransferase complex; nucleus; cytoplasm. The record is from RefSeq and is a predicted model, not a curated record. Lineage: Eukaryota; Metazoa; Chordata; Mammalia; Artiodactyla; Hippopotamidae. Gene Ontology annotation, biological process: intracellular protein transport; small GTPase-mediated signal transduction; protein geranylgeranylation. Gene Ontology annotation, molecular function: GDP-dissociation inhibitor activity.
GAUGAAGUGCAGAAAUGAACACCACACACUCGUUUUAGUAUUCUCAGAUAUGAUUAGAUGUACUUUAUCAUGUUUUUAUGCUACUGACCUAUAAGAAAAAAAUACUACAAAAGGUUAAACACCUAGAACCUGCAACUUCAGUACUUCUGGGAUGAUCUGAAAUCUGACAAGGAGAGAUUUUAUUACAGCAUAUUCACACCUUAUCUAAGCCUUCAGCUUAGAUUCAUACGCAUUUCCUUCAUUAGAAGUUGUCACCAGACACUUUACCUCCCAGGAUGGCUAACAGUCUCCCAACAGAGUUUGAUGUGGUUGUGAUAGGAACAGGUUUGCCUGAAUCUAUCCUUGCAGCUGCAUGUUCCAGAAGUGGUCAGAGGGUUCUGCAUCUUGAUUCAAGAAGUUACUAUGGAGGAAACUGGGCUAGUUUCAGCUUUUCAGGAUUGCUCUCCUGGUUGAAGGAAUAUCAGCAAAACAGUGACAUUGGGGAAAUAAAUUCUGCUGCAUGGCAAGACAUGAUCCAUGAAACAGAAGAAGCCAUCACUCUUCGCAAGAAGGAUGAAACCAUUCAACACAUAGAAGUUUUUUGUUAUGUCAGUCAGGAUAUGGAUGACAAUAUUGAAGAGACUGAUGAUCUGCAGAAAAAUUCUUCCUGGGUAGCAUCUGGUACCCUCAUAAAACCUCUGGAUUCUGCAUGCAUGUCUCAAGAAACACACUCAUUAUAUGUUACUAGUUAUGAAAUGCCUGCAAAAAGCACUCCGAAAAACAAUGGAGAAGUAACUGAUAUAGCAGAAACUUUGGUGAAAGAAGAAUACUGCGAAUAUAAAACUUAUAAACACACAGUUUCAGAUGGUGCUAAAGAUGAAAUCAAACCUAUAUUGGAAGACAACAGUGAUCCACCAAAGAAAAACAGGAUUACUUACUCUCAAAUAGUUAAAGAAGGCAGGAGGUUUAAUAUUGAUUUGGUAUCAAAGCUGCUUUAUUCUCAAGGAUUGUUAAUUGAUCUUUUAAUCAAAUCAAGUGUUAGUCGUUAUGCAGAAUUUAAAAAUGUCACUAGGAUUCUUGCAUUUCGAGAAGGAAAAGUAGAGCAGGUGCCUUGUUCCAGAGCAGAUGUCUUUAACAGCAAAGAGCUCACUAUGGUUGAAAAGAGGAUGCUAAUGAAAUUUCUUACAUUUUGUUCAGACUAUGAACAACAUCCUGAUGAAUACCAAGCUUUCACACAAUGCUCAUUUUCAGAGUACUUAAAAACCAAAAAAUUAACCCCCAACCUCCAACAUUUUGUACUACACUCAAUUGCAAUGAUGUCAGAAUCAUCUUGCACUACGAUAGAAGGCCUUAAAGCAACAAAACACUUUCUUCAGUGUCUUGGACGGUUUGGCAACACUCCCUUUUUAUUUCCUUUGUAUGGCCAAGGAGAAAUUCCCCAGUGUUUCUGCAGGAUGUGUGCAGUUUUUGGUGGAAUAUAUUGUCUUCGCCAUGAAGUACAGUGCCUUGUAGUUGACAGAGAAUCUGGAAGAUGUAAAGCAAUUAUAGAUCACCUUGGUCAAAGAAUAAAUGCUAAAUAUUUCAUUGUGGAGGAUAGUUACCUUUCUGAGGAAACAUGCUCAAAUGUGCAGUACAAGCAGAUCUCCAGGGCAGUGCUUAUUACGGAUCGGUCUGUACUAAAGACAGAUUCAGAUCAGCAGAUUUCUAUUUUGAUAGUACCUCCAGUGGAACAAGGAGCAUGUGCUGUUCGAGUCACCGAGUUGUGUUCUUCAACCAUGACGUGCAUGAAGGACACCUAUCUGGUACAUCUGACCUGUCCAUCUUCUAAAACAGCAAGAGAAGACUUAGAAUCAGUAGUGAAGAAAUUAUUCACCCCAUAUGCUGAAAGAGAAAUAGACAAGGAAGAACUUACAAAGCCAAGACUCUUGUGGGCUCUUUAUUUUAACAUGAGAGAUUCCUCAGGAGUCAGCAGGAGUUCAUAUACUGGCUUGCCUUCCAAUGUUUAUGUCUGCGCUGGACCUGACUGUGGACUAGGAAAUGAGCAUGCAGUCAAGCAAGCUGAAACACUUUUCCAGGAGAUCUUUCCAAGUGAAGAAUUCUGCCCCCCACCUCCAAAUCCAGAAGACGUUAUCUUUGAUGGUGAUGAUAGACAACCAGAGCCUCUUGGAUCCAAUAAUAUAAUAAUGGCCAAACUAGAAUCCUCUGAGGGAAGCAAAAACCUAGAAAGCUCAGAGAAGCACCUUCAAAAUUAGGAAGAAGCAAACUGGAAAUGCUACUUUGGGCCUUCAUUCUAGUAUCAGAAUAUUCUCAUUUAAAGGACAGUUUCCUAUAUGAGUAAUUAGAAGUGGUUAUAUGAUGAAUGCCAUGCAGAUGUUGUCUGUAAUUCUCUUUGUGACUUUCAGUCAUUGGAUGUCUUUGUUAACCUAUCAGUAACUGAUUUAUUGGUUAUUGGACUUCUUUUUGUUUCAGAAUGGGCUCUAUGACCCAGAAUCUUAAACAGGGUUAGCUUUAUUUUAGUACUGGGUAUAUAUAGGAGGGUUCCAUAUUAGCAAUGGUGCUUAAAGGAAGAUGAUAUUAUAUCUGCUGAUGAUCUUCAGAUUUUAUUAUUGUCUACAGGACAAUAAUAUCUAAGGCAUAUUUUAAUUACCUUUGCAGCUGUUACAGUUGCUACCACCUCUGAGUAGUGAAACACAUACAGAGGAAAUUAUGUGGAUUUUUUGUUUAUAAUAUAAACAUAUAGACAUGGUGGCAGCAAGAGCAACUAAUGCAAGUGCCAGUAUGAUAAAACAUGUUUGUCUGUAAUUGUUGGAAGAAUAGCUUUGGCAUGAUCCUUUAUUUUUGUAGGUGAUGUUUAUAAUACAUCUUUCAGUUUAAUUCUCCUACUUGACCCUUGUAACUGAUGAGGCAGUGACACCACCACAGUCUUAGACAUUGCAAAAAAGAGUCAGAGUUCAGGUAGUAGUUGAAGAGCUCAUUCUUGGGAGUUUCCAUCCAAAGAAAAUCUAGGGGAAAAGAUUAGUUCUGGUUUAAUACUUCAGAAAAUUUCUUCAGAGCACUGCUCUGGCACCUAAAAGAAAAGAACUUCUAAGUAAUUCAGGCUAAAGAAAAAAUAAAUUGCUCCAGGAAAAGAUAUUUCAGAAUGCCUGUUCUAAAAUUGCUAAGGAGAAACUGAGUGAAGCAUUUUUAACCUGGGAUUACAGAUGGUUUUUAAAAUCCAUCCAUAAAUAGAUUCCCCAAGGUUUCUCAGUGAAGGUGAAAUAAGCAAUCUUGUUGGCUCCACCACUUUGAUUACUAACAAUACAGUUGAUAGGAGUGAAUCAAAGGAGGGUUUACCAUGUCCCCUUGGUUGUGUCCAACCCCACAAAUAAUGAGGAAACAUCAUUAUAAUCAACUCCUGCCUCUUAGCUCUUAUCUAGAGGAUAGAAAACAUUUUUUCCAGAACUACCAGAAGUCAUAAAACUGGUUAUACUCUAGCAGUGGAAGCUUGUGGAGCUGUCAGAAGAAGUAAACUUCCUUCCCUUUAAGUCACUGUUUCUAUUCCUCAGACAGAGAAUGAUAAUCCUAUAGGAAGUGAGCCCUUUAAUUAUAAUUUUUGUCUUGGAACAGAGCACUUACUAUGUGCUAGGCACUUAUUGUGCUCUCUAAUGUAAUUAGACUGUAGUUUCUCAACAACCCUGUGAGGCAGGUAUUAUUGAAUACAUUUUCAAAGAGGAAAUGAAGAUGUAAUAAUUCUGUGAGUCUGGUUUGUGGAAGAGCCAACAUCGGAAUCCAGGCUUUCAUGAUUUCAAAAUCUUUCAACUAAUGUUAACUGUUAGAAGAGUGUAGGUACUGUAGGAGAAGGAAAAGAUGCUCAUGAAAACCAGUCUAGCAUUGCUAGUGAAGCAAAGUAUACACACAUCUCUCAGCUUAUUACUGAGUCAGAAAUAUGAAAAUAUAGAUUAAUUAAAAAUAAAUGUAGAUUAGAGCUAUGGAUCUCAUUGAAGCAGAAUUUGUCUAAGUUUUAACAAAAUUAUACUUUUUAAUGUAUCUUUUGAUCAUUAUGUUAUAAAAGGUAACGUUACUAGGCCAAAAUCUGCUGAGUAGUCUUUUGUUGGUCUUCUAUAUGUGAAGAAAAUGAAACAAGAAAGAUUUAAGUAAUUUUCAGCUUACUGAAGUAGAGAAGUCAUGAACUGGUAUUAAUGUAUCUAUCUUAAGUCUAGCAAAUCUAUUGUUGUGUGGAUUCUAAGGCUUAAACUUAUCAAAACAACUGCAAUGGCUGAAAUAGACCUAAAAAUUAGUUAUUAAUAUGUAAAAUAAUUUAAGAUGUUAAAUAAAAUGGAGGUGAAGCUAAUCUGGACCUAUUGAAAAAAUUUUAGUUUCAAUAUCAUGAAUAUUUUUAUUCAUAAGAAUUUGAGAAGAGUAAUGAGAAGUUGCAAAAAAUGAUAGAACCAAAGAAAAUGGAAACAGGAAAAUGUUAGAUUAGAUAAAAUAAGGGUUUUAAAAACUAAGAAAAUGAAUAUAUUAGUUUCCUACUUGAAUGCAAAUUGGAAAUAAAAAAGUUAUUACCAAUAAAAAGCAUUUUAAAAAUUAGAGGAUAUUAUAACCUAGUAUAAUGUUGUGACAUGUUGGAAUUUUACCCUUAUGGACUUAUGUGUGAACUUUUUCAAAUGUUCAAAGAAUAAAUAAUAUCUAUGUAUCAAAAGAUGAUAUGUUAAUAUUUGCAUUUUGAGGUUAAUAUGGCCUCAGUACUAGGAGUCAAACAUUUUGAAAAGGGUCUCAUUCUGAACAAAUGGCAGAAUAUUAGCAAAUGAUAUACAACAUAAAAAUAAUUAUUUACUGUGGCUCAGGAUUAUAAGGUUGUUGUUCAACAGAAUAACCAUUAAGUCAAUAUCAACAGAACAAGAUAGUAAAAAUCCAAAGUAUUAACUACAAGUACCUUUAAAAAUAUUAAUAAAACUCAUCAUUUUUUAUUUAACUAUCUCUGGUAAUGAUUUUGUUGGUUUCUCAUGGUGAUAAGUAAUUACUUAAAACCAAGAAUUAACAUUAUUCCUAUUAGGAAAACAUAUAGGAAACAUUUCUCAAGCAGAAAUUUAAUAAGCUUGGCACUAUAUUUAUAUAUGGUUGAAAAAGCUUGUCAUCAUAAUAAAUCCUUAAUAAGCAUUCAUAAAUGAGAAGGAUAAGAAAGCACAAAUAUUAUCGAUUAACAUGGCUUUUAAAGUAAUGAAACGUGUAGUAUCAUAAACAUACUGACAAUAAAAGACUAAUUCAGGAAGUUGCAGGAUACAUAACUUUUUUAAAUCUUAUUUCUAGAUUCCAACAGUGACAAACUGCAAUUUCAAGUGUUUGGAUAUUAUAUGUAUAUACAAGCCAUUUAAGGAAAGUUAUACAACUAUGUUGGGAUAAGUUAAGAAAGAUGAUUAUAUAGAAGCAGAUUGAAGGAACUGCAUCCUAAUGAAAAGGAAUUAAAUAGAAAAUCUAAAAAACAAAAUUAUAUUCCUCACUUUACUGCUUACCAGUUGUAUAAUCUUGGGAAAAUCAUGCCUACCUUCCAUUUCGCCAUCUAUAAAAUAGAAAUAAUGCUUUGUAGAAUUAUUAUGAGGAUUAAAUUAAUGUGAAAGAAAUUGUGUCCAAAGGACUGGCAAUAAGGUGAAGUUAGUAUAUAGAUUUACUACACUUCAACUUAACAUUCCAACUGGAUGCUUUAUAUAAUUUGACAGAAUUGUGAUAAAUAAUUUAGGAAAAUAAGCAAAGGUGUCGUUUUAACUUGGAAGAAAGGAGGAGUCUUGCACUUCAAAUUGUUAAAACAUGCUGUUAAGCAUCUUUUCUAAAUACAUUAUGGUAUUGACUAGAAAGUUUAAGACUGAUAAACCAGUUGGAAAGAAAUAUGUAAUAAUUACUGGUGGAAAGGUUAGCUGGACAUCAGUAUAAAAAAAGAAAUUAGAUCCACUUCACAUAUAAGUUUGUUCCAGAUGAAUUAAGAUCUUCAAUAUAAAGGUAAAAAUAAAAAGACUACAAUUCUCAUCCCAGUAAUUUUGCAAAGGAAACUUUAUGGCAAUGAAAAAUAGUGACAACGUAGAUGAGAUCAACUAAGAAACAUGAAAAAUGUAUACUAAAUAGGAAGGAGACAAAAAGAAGAGAUGGGAUAAAAGCUGCUUGCAUUAUACAAGGAUAAAGUACUCAAUAUUAUUUUUUUAAAUGUAAGUGCAAAUCUGUAGGGCUUUGUGCUCUUAACUAGGCAAAUUUAUGAAAGAAUUGAGUUCAAACUAGAAGAUACAGAUAAAAAUCAAUUCUUAGAAUGGUAUUCAGAUUUCCUAAUAUUAAAAAUGCAAGCUAAAGCAACUUUGACCUAGUUCAUGCAAUUAUAUUAGCAAAAAAAAAAAUUUAAUUGCAUGUAUCUUCAUACCAGUAGCAUUAUUAAUGUAGUUUUUUAAAGAACUAUUUAGAAGAAUAUAAUAAGUCUAUAAUCUGUUUUUUGAUAGAUCUAACUCACUCUGAGUAGCAUAUGGCCCAGGAAAGUAUUUUAAAAGAAAAAAAAAAGGCUAUUUAUAUAAAGAUAUUUCUAGCGAUUGCAUUCAUUUGAAUUUUUAAAAAAGCCCAGUAAUUGGGAACUGGAUAAGUAAAUAUUCAUGUAUUGCUAUUUCUGUCAUAGACUGUUAUAUAGCCAUUAAAUAGUACUGAUAUAUGUAAAACCAUAUGGAAAAGUGUUUAAAUGACACUCAAAAGUGUUAAAAUGUAAAUUAUUGUAUUUACUGAUUGUAUUUGUGUAAAAAUUUAGGUCCCUACAUUGGAAAGAAUCAGAAGAAAACAUUGUAAUUAGAGUUUAACAUUAAGAGGUUCUUUUUUUCUAUAAAAUACUGAUGUGUGAAAUAAAAAAUAAAAGAUUAAUUGGUAAAAUGG